ACAGGGGAAGAACGGAAAGUAUUUUGCUCUAUUUUUUUUCGAACACAAGAACGGAGAAAACUUCAAAUAUCACAGGCAAAAAGUCAUAAGGUAAUACAAGAGGGUUUCCUUGUAUAACAUUAUUGUCUGCUUGCGUGUCUUUCCCUUGCAGUCACGUGGUAAUCGACUGGGUAUUAAAAUACCCAGGCUCUCCCGACCACGAAACCAUAACACACACCAUUGCGUAAACAGAGCCACAUGGCAGAUCGAUACCUUAGCUUUAGCCGCAGUGUGCGCGGUACUGCCUCCCUCCAUGACACCAUAACCAGCGAGUGCCGAGUGUAUGGUCGCCGUUGGUAUAUACUUGUGGUGUUUUCGCUCAUCGCUGGCCUACAAGGUUGUGUUUGGAACACAUGGGGUCCCAUUACCGGGUCUGCAGGAGCCGUCUACGGAUGGUCGGACGGCACCAUCGCUUUACUCGAGAACUGGGGGCCGAUCACUUAUAUCUUAUCAUUCAUACUGUUUUCUUGGCUUUUGGAUGUAAAAGGAUUACGAGUGUCUGUCCUCGUGACAAUAUUGUUAAUGACCCUUGGAAUUGGGAUAAGAUGUAUCACAACAAAGCCAGCUCCUGCAACUUGGUUAAUUCAUAUAGGACAAUUUCUUAAUGAUCUUGGUGCCCCGGUAGCAAUGGGAGCUCCUCCUUUGCUCUCGUCAACAUGGUUCCCUCCAAACCAAAGGGCAACUGCAACAGCCAUAUCCACCUUGACAAGCUAUGUUGGAAUCUCUGCAUCAUUUCUUGUGGCUCCAUUCAUAGUGAACCCAAAUGACUUUACAAACAACACUUUCCAUAACAAUAUGAGUGGGGUGAACAUGUUUUCUUUAGUAAUGACAAGGGAACAAGCUGUUGGAAAAGCAAGAGAUGGUAUACAAAUCUACCUUUAUGCUGUAUUUUGCUAUUCAGAGCUUGGUCUUGCUGGUCUUCUCUUGGUGUUGGUUUUGUUGUACUUUCCUGCAAAACCUCCCCAUCCUCCAAGUUUCUCAGCUGCAAGGGAAAAAGCUGAUUAUUUACAGGGAGCCAAGCAGCUGUUAAAAAAUGUUCAGUUUUGGAAUUUGAAUUUACUAUAUGGUGCAACUACAGGAGUCUUUAGCGGAUGGGGUGGAGUCCUUGCCGUCAAUCUGUUGGCCUUUAAUGUGAAACAGGAUACAGCAGGCUGGAUUGGGUUCUACUCAAAUAUGGCGGGUUGCGUCCUUGGAAUGAUUAUGGCAAGGUCGGCAGACUUCUUCGCUGGUCGUAUGAAGUGUUUCUUGAUCUUCCUCUUCAUCGGUUCCACUGGAUCAUUCUUAUGGUUCUCACUCCUUUGCCAGGAUGCUAUACCAUUCAGUAAAGUCUGGCUAUACGUAUCUGCCAUUCUUGGCGGGUGCUUCAUCAAUGGCUCCAUUCCACUGUUUUACGAGCUAACCGUAGAGACAACCUAUCCUAUAGCUGAGGGUGUGCCUAUGGCGGUCGUGACCACUUCAAACCACCUCGCUUGUCUGCUUUUUCUGGCUGCCCUUAAUAUCCCAGGAAUCGGGACUGUAUGGAUGAACUGGUGCAUGGUGGCUAUCUGCGCUGGCUGCAUCCCAAUGUUAUUUUUUUUCAAGGAGAAGUACUCUAGGCUUGAGCUGGACGCUGGCAACAUACAGAAAGAGCGACAGAAAGCGCGGACCAAGUACUCUCCGAAUAAGACGGAGGUGGAGGGAGAAAGAAGGCCAUUGCUCUCCUCUGCCGAGCACGUUAAGAGUGAUGGUUACACAAGUAGCGUAAACUCCAUCAUCUGAUCAAAAGAGCUGUACAAUAGAGAGAUGGAAGAGACAAUAGGCACUUAGGCAAGAUGGGCUGAGUUGGGGGGGGGGGCACACUCGUUUUGCUUCUCUUCUUUUAUUUUUUUGCUAUUCUUCAAAAGAAAAGAAGGCUUUUUGCGGCUGAGAAGACUGCGCGCGCCCUGGGGUGGAGCGGUGAAAGUGAGAAAGAACAGGAGGGGAAAAGAAAAAGGGACGUGAGAAAUUAAGGGAGAACACCGCACAAAGAGGUUGAUUAAGAUAAGUAUACUUUGUGUCCGAGUCCCCCCUGACUUGGCAAGUUUAAUAUAGUAAUCAGUCUGAUUGUUCAUCGUACAGGCAUCAAAACUACAGCGGCCCUGUGGUAAUAUAUAAUAUUAAUCAUUGAAUGGAAUUACUAUAAUCGUCUAAUAAAAUCAGCUAAGAUGCA
Molecule: messenger RNA, 2227 nt
Organism: Nematostella vectensis (starlet sea anemone)
Lineage: Eukaryota; Metazoa; Cnidaria; Anthozoa; Actiniaria; Edwardsiidae
Product: solute carrier family 49 member 4 homolog
Exons: 11
Coding region: 238-1797 (519 amino acids)
Biological process (GO): transmembrane transport
Cellular component (GO): membrane; intracellular membrane-bounded organelle
Molecular function (GO): transmembrane transporter activity
Source: RefSeq, a predicted model, not a curated record